Oncorhynchus keta (chum salmon) is the source of this 5119-nucleotide messenger RNA. Its product is annotated as zinc finger and BTB domain-containing protein 25-like. The record is from RefSeq and is a predicted model, not a curated record. Bases 709 to 2109 code for a protein of 466 amino acids. Gene Ontology annotation, molecular function: protein binding; DNA-binding transcription factor activity, RNA polymerase II-specific; RNA polymerase II cis-regulatory region sequence-specific DNA binding. Gene Ontology annotation, biological process: regulation of transcription by RNA polymerase II. The transcript has 3 exons. Lineage: Eukaryota; Metazoa; Chordata; Actinopteri; Salmoniformes; Salmonidae. Gene Ontology annotation, cellular component: nucleus.
CUGGGCACGUGCCCUGCAUGACCGGUUGGUAUUCGGCCAUGAUAACUAAUUUAACAAUCUAAAAAAUGCUGGCUGACCUAGCUAAUUUGAGUAACUGUCAGUGAUUGACAUAACAAGAGAAUAAUUGCUGAUUCACAACCAAAUUUCUAACUUGCACCUUGUGUAUUCUACUAUUCUAACCCUCAUCAAUAACUUGAAAUCCCGACUGGGGUUCGGGCCCCCUAGUGGCCUGGGCCCCCAAGCAACCGCUUUUGUCACUUAUUCCUGAAGCCGGCCCUGCUUCGCCCCAAGUUAGCUGAACCUGCUGUUCGCAGGAGCUAUGGUCAAGUGAGAUAUAGGUGCCGGCCUGCAUAGAAGGAAACAGAACACGGUUAAAUCAUCAGUGGAAAUGCCCCAUAUAUGGCUUUGCGCAGAGUGUUGAAUAGAUGCCACGAUCCGGACAUGAGUGAGUGCUCGGCUCGUUCUCGACACUGUGCGCGUUGAAAUCUACGCCCACGGUGACGUUAGCACCGCCUACCGGGCGAAAUGCCGUGAAAGAGUACGUCCCAAAUGUACGGCGCAGUACAGUCACGUGACGAAUAACAUGCUCAGUUGACAAUCACAUAUGAAGACGUGAGAGACUGCGAGAAUUUCUCUGCAGCAACAAAUAAACUCCGAAAUAUAAACCUGUAUUUCGCAAAUAGGUGCAGGAGGUCGAGAAGUGGCAUCAUGGACGUGUCCAGCCACAGCCUGUUCCUCCUGCAGCAGCUCAACGUCCAGAGGGAGUUCGGCUUCCUGUGUGACUGUACUGUCGCCAUUGGCAACGUGUACUUCAAGGCCCACCGGGCCGUCCUGGCUGCCUUCUCCAACUACUUCAAGAUGAUCUUCAUUCAUCAGUCAAGCGAGUGCAUUAAAAUCCAGCCCACGGACAUCCAGCCGGAUGUGUUCAGCUACCUGCUCCACAUCAUGUACACUGGCAUGGGCCCCAAGCAGCCAGUGGACCAGGGCCGCCUACAGGAGGGCAUCAAGUUUCUCCAUGCCUACCAGCUGUGCCGUAACCCCGACGACGAGGGUUCCCCCGAUGUUGGCGACCUGGUCCGUAUGUCCAACCUGUACGGUAUUCAGAUUUCAUCCCAGUUGGCCAACAAAGAGGGUACUGAGGGCCCUAAAGGUAGUGCAGGGGCCCGAGGAGGAGACGGGCGUCUGUCCACCCAGGCGGGCCGCUCCCACGCUGCACAGUUCUCGAUGACCGUGGGGAUGGAGGGCAUCCCCUCCUCGGACCGUCAGCCCUUCUCUGGUCACCUCCGUGGCGUCUCCUCAGUGGCUUCCGGCGACGACUCAGACAUCUCGACACGCAUCAAGCAGGAGAGGGUGGAGGAAGGGGAGGGAAAGGAGGGCCACCAGGUGCUGGGAAGGGUAGGGUCCCCAACAUCUCCCUCAGCCCAGGGCGGCAGCCCCUGCCAGGGCCUCCUGUUCAAGGAUGGCCCUCUGGUGCUGCUGUGCCCCCGCUGUGGCGAGCGCUGCUCCUCCCCCGAGCGGCUCCGCAGGCACCUUUUCAGCCAUGCCGCCUGUUCCCUGGAUCCCAGUGGACUAAUGGAGGACCUCUCCCAGGGCGGGGUAGGGGACCCGGAGGGCCCUGAGGACAAGCAGCAACGUGGGGCCCCCCAGGAUCAGCUAGAUGCAGGCUGCUUGGAGGAGGCCCUGCGGCAGAGCCAGGCCCUAGCUAAUGAGCUAGCUGCUGAGCUAAGUUGGAGCAGGGGCGGUAUAGCCAUUGGCACUAGUCCACCCCCCACCACCACCUCCAGUACCAGUCACGCACGAAAGCGCAAGAUCGCUUGUGCUGUGUGCAGCUUGCGCUUCGCCCAGAAGAGCCAGCUGCAGGAGCACAUGUAUACUCACACGGGCAAGCCGUCACGCUACCACCGCUACAGCCGCCUCUGCAGCCAGCUCAUCCACGCCUCCGGACACUUCUGCGAGGGGCCACCGGAGGGCAGCGUUGGGGUGGCAGCAAGCACCACAGUAAUGUUGACGGAGGAGUCCAACAGGGAAGCUCAGGACAAUGGCAGCUCCUGCUAUUCGCUAGACUCUGAGAUCUCACAAGAGAGCGUGGAUGCCGUCACUGUGGAAUGAAAGUGAUAAAAAAAAACUGAGUGCCAAAUAUUUUUUCUUAUUCUUAAUUCCCGAUAGUACCUCCUGUUUCAGUUUGUUUUCUUUGGUUUGAUUCCUACUGAACAUGACCUUGUUUCAGUUAUAGGGAUUCCUUACCUUUUGUCAUUAUCCUUCCACUUAUCCGCUUAUAUCCUGUCUUUUGUCAAUACUGUCAUCUUUCUGUUGGUUAGAUGAAACCCUGUGAUGUGAUUCCAGUGUAAACCGUAUCUAAUUUUAUUCAGUGAAUGUCUGAAUAGAAUAGAACAUUGUUUUUACAUGAUACUUGUGUUCUCUCUCUGUUGUCAUAUGUUACCAGCUGAUAUUGAUUGGAAUUGAGCAAAUACUAUGUAUCUGCAGUUAUUUCUGAGAAUUUGCACAUUCCGAAAUAAGUAGUUGUUGAAACAGGUAUAGUACCAGUCAAACGUUUGGAUACACCUACUCAUUCCAAGGUUUUUUUUCUACAUUGUAGAAUAAUAGUGAAGACAACAAAAAUGUGAAAUAAUACAUGGGAUUAUGUAGUAACUCAAAAAGUGCCUUGAUGACGGCUUUCCAUUCUCUCAACCAGCUUCAUGAGGUAGUCACCUGGAAUGCAUUUCAAUUAACAGGUGUGCUUUGUUAAAAGGUCAUUUGUGGAAUUUCUUAAUUAGUUUGAGCCAAUCAGUUGUGUUCUGACAAAGUAGGGGUGGUAUACAAAAGAUAGCCCUAUUUGGAGAAAAAAAACAAGUCCAUAUUAUGGCAAGAACAGCUGUUAUAAGCAAAGAGAAAGAUUCGGAAAAUGUACAGAGCUUUGAAAGUUUCUUCAAGUGCAGUGUCAAAAACCAUUGAGCUAUAAUGAAACUGGCUUUCAUAAGGACCACCACAGGAAAGGAAGACCAAGAGUUACCUCUGCUGCAGAGGAUAAGUUCAUUAGAGUUACCAGUUACCAGAAACACGAGCAAUGGACAUUAGACCUGUGGAAACCUGUCGUUUGGUCUGAUGAGUACAAAUAUUAGAUUUUUGGCUCCAACUGCCGUGUCUUUGUGAGACACAGAGUAGAUUAAUGGAUGAUCUCUGCAUGUGUGGUUCCCACCAUGAAGCAUGGAGGAGGAGGUGUGAUGGUGUGGGGGUGCUUUGCUGGUGACACUGUGACACUAUUUUGAAUUCAAGGCAUUCUUAACCAGCAUGGCUACCACAGCAUUCUGCAGCGAUACGCCAUCCCAUCUGGUUUGGGCUUAGUGGGACUAUCAUUUGUUUUUCAACAUGAUUAACAACCAAACACACCUCCAGGCUGUUUAAGGGCUAUUUGACCAAGAAGAGUGAUGACCUGGCCUCCACAAUCACCUGACCUCAACCUAAUUGAGAUGGUUUGGGAUGAGUUGGACCACAGAGAGAAGGAAAAGCAGGCAACAAGUGCUCAGCAUAUGUGGGAACUCCUUCAAGACUUGGAAAAGCAUUCCUCAAGAAGCUGGUUGAGAGAAUGUCAAGAGUGUUCAGAGCUGUCAUCAAGGCGAUGGGUGGCUACUUUGAAGUGUUUAACAGUUUUUUUUGGUUACUACAUGAUUCCAUGUGUGUUAUUUCAUAGUUUUGAGGUCUUUACUAUUAUUCUACAAUGUGUUAUUUCAUUCUACAAUGUGUUAUUUCAUAGUUUUGAGGUCUUCACUAUUAUUCUACAAUGUUAUUUCAUAGUUUUGAGGUCUUCACUAUUAUUCUACAAUGUGUUAUUUCAUUCUAGAAUGUGUUAUUUAAUAGUAAAAUUAAGGAAAUACCCUUGAAUGAGUAGGUGUCUCAACUUUUGACUGUUACUGUAUGUAAUGUUGUUAUGGAUGUUUGUCAGGGUUACAGGAAUUUGCAAGGGACAACUUCUUAAGAUCACAAUGUUGCGGUACACAAUUAAAGUAUGGAACAUCAUUAUACAUAUUGGAUUUAUUUAAUUUUAUAUUUCUUCCCAAAAUUGUGAGCAGUGCCUUGCUGUUUAUUUUUUUUAUUCAGUACCUCCUAACAAACUAGCUAAACAAACUAGAGAAUUAGCUUGAAUUCAAAUGAUUCAGGAAGAGUGUACUACCUACUUAAGUGGACAAAUAUGCAAAAGUAGACUGUCACAAGUGUCAUCCCAAGACCUUUUCAAGCUGGAAAACCUGGAUCUGUAUGUUUCAAGUGUCACAAGAGAGGUGAUCUAGAAUCAGGUGUUUCCUGUCUUAUUCAUUCUUGAUCGAAAAGGCAAAACUUAUUCUAAAUCAGUUGGGGGGGGAGAACUCAAUAUACUUUAAAAAUGACAAAAACUAAACUGUAGAAAUGAUAAUGGACCUACAUUCACACAGUUUCUAGACUGUCCAGCUCGCUAAUAAUCACUGAAAUGAAAGGUAGACAGUGAGGGAGCAUUUAAAAUGUCCUAAAUGAUGGAUAGAGGGCUAUUUUUUGCAAAUUUUGCCAGCAAGGAAAUAUAUCACAUUUUCGAUGUGGCCCUCCGUACCUCGUUAAAGACCGAAUGUGGCAAGGACCUUUAGCACGGGGACCUAAGCAGAGUGGCUAAGUAUAGAGUACACUUGUUGAAUGUCCUUUCUCCUUGACUAGGAGUAUUCAACACUAAGAGGAAGGACUUAUUUUAGCUCAUAACAGGCUAACAUGAGUAGAAGUGACUAAAAGAGAUGUUCUGAAAUUCGUUAGUGCUCUACAGCUUUAUGAUAGUGAGAUUAUAGUUUCACCUUUUGGAUAUGUGCCAAUGGCCAUCAGAAUGUGUAGAAGAAUGCAUCUGGUAAUGACAAAACCAGGAGUCUGCAUGUACUGUGAUAGGUUUAUACUGUCUCGAAAUUGACGAUCAGAUUUGCCAUUUUGGGUGUUUCCAUUUUUGUACUGUUGUGUGUGACUUCUGGUCUGUUUGAAUUCGCUACUCUUCUAUGGUGUUUCCACUUUGUCAUACACUUUAAACAUGAAUGUGGUUUAAUGUUUUGUAAAUCUGUGUCACCUUUCCAUAAAUGAGAAAUGUUUUGUAAAUAAAUGUUAAGAGAUUGUCCAA